This is a messenger RNA of Camponotus floridanus (Florida carpenter ant), 3205 nucleotides long. Its product is annotated as UPF0505 protein C16orf62 homolog. Lineage: Eukaryota; Metazoa; Arthropoda; Insecta; Hymenoptera; Formicidae. The record is from RefSeq and is a predicted model, not a curated record. Gene Ontology annotation, biological process: endocytic recycling. The transcript has 19 exons. Gene Ontology annotation, cellular component: endosome. Bases 147 to 3098 code for a protein of 983 amino acids.
CAAGAGCCAUCUGACAUUUGUUGACUCUGUAAAUGUCAAAUUCGGGAAUCGCAUAAUGAACCGCAAUACGUUGUCAUAAUAGGAUAAAGAGAUCGUAUACUAUCACUUAUAUAUUAUUGGAAAAAAUAUUUUGAUACAUGUAAAAUAUGACAGAGAUAGAAUGGAUCUCAAAACCUAUGGAGUAUGGAACUGUAAAGUUUGCAUGUUUAGAGGAAGCUAUAGAACAUCCGUUGAAACCAGUUGUGAUCACUUUAAUUGAUGGACGUAAUUCAACUAGACGCAAUGCAUUACGAAGUACAAGUACUAGUUCCUCUACUGGAAUACCAACACCAACGCAUACACCAGUUCCUAUGAAUCCAUUGAGCGAUCCACUGCUAAGCCAUCCUUCUCUGGAUGGCUCUGAUCCUCUUACACAGUUUGCACGAGAGGAACUUGAUCCUCUGUCCAAAAUGGCUGCAGAUGAAUGGGAUUAUUCUAAUGUUGCACUAGUUGGUAAAAAAUUGAAGGAUACAGCAGAAGAAUUGGUCGAACCAUGGUCUGUUAGACGUUCUGCUAUAUUGAGUAAAUAUACAACUUCUGAAAAACUAUCAAUCGUUACUAGCUUCUUACCAGGUGGAGAAAAAGUUGUAGUGAAAGUUCAGCCAAGUGGAUCAAUGGUCGACAAAGUAAAAACGCGGCUCGAGCAAUUGGAUGAUUUUGAGGAAGGCUCUGUAAGACAAAUGUUGGAUUUAUCACAACAGCAAUAUACUGCGCGAAUCGAGCAAUUGAAUAAUGAACUAGUACAAGCAUGGCAUUCCGAUCAAAGAGUAAAGGCGCUCAAAAUCGCAAUACAGUGUGCCAAAUUAUUAGUAGACACAUCUGUAAUGGCUUUCUAUCCAAGCAAAUUUGUUCUCAUCACAGAUAUAUUGGAUAUUUUUGGGAAGCUUGUAUAUGAAAGAUUGAAAAUGAAGGCUGAAUACUACAAACCAGGAAGCAAAGUACCUACGAGCUUACCUGACAACUUUACACCUGAUAUGGUUCCUGAGAAUGCAAAGGAAACGUGUCGCAAUUGGUUUUAUAAGAUAGCUUCUAUACGAGAAUUGGUGCCGCGUUUGUAUGUAGAGAUGGCGAUAAUAAAAUCUUACAGUUUUCUGACGACAAGCGAAUUUAAUACUGCUCUAUUACGUAUAACUCAUAUGAUAAGAGGAAUCGGGAAUCCGUUGAUAGCCGUUUAUGCGAGAUGCUAUUUAUGUCGCGUGGGACUAGCAUUGAACAAAACAUCAGAUUUUGAGUUUGUACGAGAAAAUUUCAACGAUUUUCUUUUUACUUAUCAUCAGUUAUUUGGGCUUGCUGUCAAGAAUGAAUUAGCGAAACAGAAUCUCACUCUACAUUCCUAUUUGAAUCUCUAUUUACCGGCGUUGGAUUGGAUUGUACAGGUUUUGGUAGUAACAUCGUCCGAAAGUCUUCUCGAGGAAAUUUUGUCUCGUUGUAAAAAACAAGAAAAUGGAUCAUUAUUAUUGAACACAGUAUUGACUGCAUUUAAACCAACGUACAUUGCCGCACGCGCCAUGGACUUUGUAAAUUUAAUAGUAGCGAGCGAAGAUGACGGAUAUCCUCAAUAUCUCCUGUAUAAAAGUUUAGGAGAGUGUCUUGUACGAGAAUCUCCGCCGAAAGAAGACUGUCAAUCGGUGCUUAAUAUAAUAUGGAAAUACAUAACAGAGCUCACAGAUCCUAACAAAUUUAUGCAUUGCAUCGAAAUCUGGAUUCAGUUUACUGUUAUACAUUUUUCUGUAAAUGAACUCAAUUUAUUUUUCGGUAAAAUAAUAGAUCAUUUACGACCCAACAAGGCCUUCGAAAACUAUUAUCCGCAAUUGCAGAAUAUUGUUGAGAAGAUAGUCGCUCACACGCAAGAUUUUGAGUCACUGCUUGCUAUGGAUAAUUUUUUGCCUUUAAUUGACUUGUUUCACAAGGAAAGUAUUAAGGUUGAGGUUUGUAAAACUGUUAUAGAAGGAUUGAGUGCGCAGAAUGGACCCAUUACAGAUCCUAUUAUUAUAAACGCUCUCAUGUUUAUCGCAAGGAUUAUGCACGACUCUGUUAGCGCUUUGACUGUCGAAGAUGAGAAACGACAAAUCGGUCAAUUAAUAUGUGGCUUGGUGCAACGAGUAGAUUAUGGUCGUGAUUUUGAAAAGCAGCUUAAUUUUUAUGCAGAGGCCAGGGCGGCGUUUCCUAAUCUUGAUAGUAUUCAUAUACAGCUUGUACAGUGUGUAAAUAGAUUAUCAGUCGAUACUAGGAAAAUAGUGCGCGGUCAUCACACGAGAAGAACGUCAGCGUUUGUACGCGCCUGUGCUGCAUUCUGUUUCAUCACUAUACCAUCCUUAACUUUGGUUCACACGCGUCUUCAAUUAUAUCUUUUGUCCGGACAAGUCGCUCUCUUGAAUCAAUGUCUAGGUCAAGCCGAUGCUUGCUUCAAGGCCGCCUUAAGUUUAGUUCCUGAAAUGCCGAAGACCAUCGACAUUGAUGGAAGACAGAAAAGUUCACAACCAUAUUUACUCUCAUAUUUGUCGAAUUUCUUGUCAACAUUGUUAGUAGUCCCGGAUAGCCCAGAGCAUGGAGUCUUGUAUUUGAUGAGAGGUUUACUUAAUGCGGUUCAACGUUGUUUCGAAGAAAAUACCUCAAUCAAGCCAUAUUUGUAUUUACGUGUACUCGAUCUUCUUUCAACGGUAGCGCAGGAAAAUUAUCCUUAUCAUAUCGACAAGGUUGAUUCAAAUGAUAAAUUAUAUGGAUCUGAUCAGAAAUUUAUUGGUGAGGUAAAUAAAAUAUGUUCCAAGAUUGUUGAGGAAAUCUUAAGCCAUCUCAAGUAUCUUGGGUCUACCGAGCAAUUCGACAAACAGUCAGCUCUAGCACUCGAGCUGUUUAAUUGCUUUGUUAUCCGUGCAGAUUUACGAGAUCCCGCAUUAGCAAACAUGGCUGUAAAUUUAUGGAACUUAUCACAACGGCAUGGUUCAGUGGAUCCCAAAAUGACAAUGAGAACAAAAGCUUACAUGACACAAAAGAGUCAUCAUCGAGAAUAUGGACAUUUUGCUGAUAUACUCACGAAAAUGUCGAAUUAUCGACAAUAGAAGAUACUUUAAACACUUUUUAUUGUACAGAUCGAAGCGCAUCCAAAAAUAUAUCAGCAUGACGCUCUGUAAAAGUUAAUGCAGGCCUCAAUCGUAUGGAUUGGCUA